AUGAAAGAAUUAGUAAAUAUAGUGGAGGUAUUAAAGACAGAUUAUACUGAUAUUGUAAAGGAUGUUAAAAUAAUACAAGAGACUCAUAACUAUAUAAAUCUAAUAGCAUAUAUAAAGAGGGAUGAUUGUAUAGAAAAGUUUGUAUUAACACUAGAUUCUAGAGGUUUUAAGAUUUUAAAAGGUAAAUUAGACAAUUUAGAAGGAGAAAUAUAUGAAAGUAUAGAGUCAUUAUUACAAACAAUAACACCAAAUAAUUGGAUAAAAUAUAUAGAAGAUUUUCUAAGAAAAAUUGUAAAUUAA
Messenger RNA from Cryptosporidium muris RN66, 300 nucleotides. RefSeq lists its product as uncharacterized. The record is from RefSeq and is a predicted model, not a curated record. The transcript has a single exon. Lineage: Eukaryota; Apicomplexa; Conoidasida; Eucoccidiorida; Cryptosporidiidae. Bases 1 to 300 code for a protein of 99 amino acids.